AUGUCAUCGGGACCGGUGAAAUACGUGCGAUAUCUUCUCUUCGCCGCUGCGGGUUUGGCAGUUUUCUUUUUCCUCUCUAGAAGCGCAAUUCCAAUCCCCGAUUCCAUUGGCUCGAAAUUGAACCCGGCCAGCUACAAAGAUAACUCUGCCUCUUCCCCGUCCUCUCAUGACAAUGCUGCUACCCCGAAGGAACAUACCAAUGACGCUUCAGGGAGCGUAGGCACCCCUCAGGGUGGUCGGGUCAAUGCUACAUUUGUCACGUUGGCGCGCAAUUCGGAUGUUUGGGAUAUUGCGAAGUCAAUCCGGAGUGUCGAAGAUCGCUUCAAUCGCAACUACCAUUAUGAUUGGGUAUUCCUGAAUGAUAAGGAGUUUGAUGACGAAUUCAAAAAGAUCACCACGGCUCUGGUUUCCGGUACCACCCAUUAUGGCGUCAUUCCAAAGGAACAUUGGUCGUACCCUGAGUGGAUCGAUCAAGAGAAGGCGAAAAAGGUGCGUGAGGACAUGGGCCAAAGGAAAAUCAUCUACGGUGAUUCCGAGAGUUACCGACACAUGUGUCGUUACGAAUCUGGGUUCUUCUUCCGGCACCCUUUGAUGCUGAACUACGAGUACUAUUGGCGUGUGGAGCCCAGCAUUGAAUUGUUCUGCGACAUCAGCUUUGACCCGUUCCGAUUCAUGAAGGAAAACAACAAGAAGUAUAGCUUUGUUCUGAGUCUGUAUGAAUACUUCGAUACUAUUCCUACCCUCUGGGAUAGCGUGACGAAGUUCAUGAACAAUCACCCUGAACAUAUUGCGGAAGCGAACUCAAUGGACUUCUUGAGCGACGACGGUGGAAAAACCUACAACAAGUGCCAUUUCUGGUCGAAUUUCGAAAUCGGACACUUGGAAUGGCUCAGAUCCAAGCCAUAUAUGGAUUACUUCGAAUCUCUUGACCGCGAUGGCGGCUUCUUCUAUGAAAGAUGGGGCGAUGCCCCAGUACACUCUAUUGCUGCUGGUCUGCUCUUGGAAAAGGAACAGAUCCACUUCUUCAAUGAAAUCGCCUACUACCACAUCCCCUUCACCCACUGUCCGACGGGUGAGCAAUUGAGACUGGAUCUUAAGUGCCACUGCAAUCCCAGCGACAACUUUGACUGGAAGGGUUAUUCCUGCACUUCCCGCUACUUCCAUGUUAAUAACAUGAAAAAGCCCGCGGGCUACGAGAAUGAGAGUUGA
Aspergillus oryzae RIB40 is the source of this 1209-nucleotide messenger RNA. Its product is annotated as glycosyltransferase family 15 protein. The record is from RefSeq and is a predicted model, not a curated record. Gene Ontology annotation, cellular component: Golgi apparatus; membrane. The coding region runs from base 1 to 1209 and encodes 402 amino acids. Gene Ontology annotation, biological process: protein N-linked glycosylation; cell wall mannoprotein biosynthetic process; protein O-linked glycosylation. Lineage: Eukaryota; Fungi; Ascomycota; Eurotiomycetes; Eurotiales; Aspergillaceae. The transcript has 4 exons. Gene Ontology annotation, molecular function: alpha-1,2-mannosyltransferase activity.